UCUCUCUCAUUCAAAAAAAUUAAAUAUUUCAAAGGUUGUCUUUACUGUCAUCGAGAAUUUUACAAAAGAUGGACGUGAUAGAAGUCUGGACUACAAAAUUUCCAAUUUCUUUGUCCCUAAAGGCUCACACGAUGCUAAAGUCAUUAACGAAUUUAAUCGUCGAGAAGACGAAAUGGUUAUUCCAAAAACUUCUUCAAGUUUAUUUAAUUCAACAAAUUUUGAAUAUUUGAUGAGAAAUAUUGGAAUUGACACAAUUAUUGUCACUGGAUUUCUCACCGAUCAAUGUAUAGCCGCUACUAUUUGUGAUGGAGCUGACAGAGGAUUUUGGAUGAUUUGUGUAAAUGAUGCUUGUGGUACUUCUACUCGAGAAAGACAUGUUAAUGCUUUGAAUGCCUUUAAGGGUUAUUGCCGGAUUGAAAGUACAGAAUCAGUAAUUAAUGCUAUACAAAAAGAUAUUAAAAAAUAA
Molecule: messenger RNA, 466 nt
Organism: Meloidogyne enterolobii
Lineage: Eukaryota; Metazoa; Nematoda; Chromadorea; Rhabditida; Meloidogynidae
Source: the annotation of a GenBank genome assembly